Molecule: messenger RNA, 726 nt
Organism: Laccaria bicolor S238N-H82
Lineage: Eukaryota; Fungi; Basidiomycota; Agaricomycetes; Agaricales; Hydnangiaceae
Exons: 5
Biological process (GO): peptidyl-lysine monomethylation; peptidyl-lysine dimethylation
Cellular component (GO): cytoplasm
Molecular function (GO): protein-lysine N-methyltransferase activity
Source: RefSeq, a predicted model, not a curated record
AGUAUGAGUGAUUUACAGCCCUCAAAGCUCGGAACCAAGGAACAUUGGGACAGUGUUUACGAAGAAGAGCUCGCGAAUUUCGAGGAGAUCGGAGAUGAAGGUGAAAUCUGGCAUGUUAACCGAUCGUUUGGCACAGAGAGUGUAGAAAAGAUGGUCGAAUGGGCCCUUGAACAUGUUCCUUCUUCGUCCAAUGCCUCAAUCCUCGAAGUGGGUAGUGGAAAUGGAACGCUGUUGUUCGGCCUCCUCGAUGCUGGCUACGACCCUACUACGCUCUCGGGUAUAGACUACAGCCGAGGCGCGGUUUCCCUGGCGAAGGAAAUCGCCAACAAAAGGCGAGGAGACGCCUCAAUCAUCUCGUUCAGCGAAUGCGAUUUUCUGAAGGAUGAACCUAAAGUUUUGGAAUCCACACAAGGAGAGGGCGAACCUGGUGUUUGGGACGUCUUGAUGGACAAAGGCACCUACGACGCCAUUGCUUUAAGUCAAAAAGACGAGAAUGGGAAGUCUCCCGUAGAAAAAUAUCCAGGACGGGUGACGAGGUUGUUGAAGCCAGGAGGGUACUUCUUGAUAACUUCAUGCAACUUCACAGAGGACGAGUUAAAGGCCAGCUUUGCGACAGAAGAGACGAACCUUCUAUACCACUCACGGAUACAACAUAAAACUUAUACGUACGGCGGCAAAAGCGGCAGUAUUUGCUCGAGUGUAGCUUUCCGAAAACGUCUUCCAUAA